Anoplopoma fimbria (sablefish) is the source of this 5463-nucleotide messenger RNA. RefSeq names its product tetratricopeptide repeat protein 39B. Lineage: Eukaryota; Metazoa; Chordata; Actinopteri; Perciformes; Anoplopomatidae. The coding region runs from base 192 to 1934 and encodes 580 amino acids. The record is from RefSeq and is a predicted model, not a curated record. The transcript has 18 exons. Gene Ontology annotation, molecular function: protein binding.
GAGAGAGAGAGAGAGAGAGGAGGACGCACCGGAAUCACUGAUCAAUAACCGGUGAUCCGGAUCAAUCAGCCCGACACGAACCUGGUUCUGCAGCUGAGUGUGUGAGAGAGAGAGAGAGAGAGAGACAUGGAACCGUGGUUCUCCUGAUAGGAGGAGAACAGCAGAGGAACCAGCGGACCUGAAGGAGGAACAUGGCCCACGUAGGCAACGGAGCGACCGCGGAGGAGGAGGACUGCUUUGAGGACGCCUAUGACAGAAUACCUGCGGCCGGUCAGAUGGACCUGCAGACGGCCAUCCAGGAGACUCAGUGUGCUCUCAAUCUGGUCCUCAACGACAAGUUCUCUGAAGCCCUGGACCUCCUCAAACCCUGGCGGAGGGACAGCAUGUACCAUGCGUUGGGUUACAGCAGCAUCCUGGUGAUGCAGGCGACCAUGACCUUUGAACACCGAGACAUUCAGGCCGCCAUGGUGACCAUCAAGGAGGCGUUACAGACCUGCCAGAGGUUCAGGAAGAAGAACUCGGUGGUUGGAUCUCUGUCCAGUCUGAUCAGCAAGCAGACCAACCUGCAGGAAGAGGAGAUGCACGCAGAGAUCUGCUACGCUGAGUGUCUGCUGCAGAAAGCCACGCUGACCUUUGUACAGGAUGAAAACAUGCUCAGUUUUAUCAAAGGAGGCAUAAAGAUUCGAACAAGCUACCAAAUCUACAAGGAUUGUCAGAACAUGCUGAAUGUCAAUCAGGAACUGGCCGGCCAGUCUGAUGCGUUCAGACAGUUUGAGGGCGGAGUCAAGCUGGGCAUCGGAUCCUUCAACCUGAUGUUGUCUCUCCUCCCUCAGAGGAUUUUGAGGUUGUUGGAGUUCAUCGGAUUCUCAGGAAACAGGGGGUUUGGUUUGUCUCAGUUGAGAGAGGGAGCCUCCAGUCACAGUUUGCGGUCGAUCCUCUGUGCUCUGACUCUGCUCUUCUACAACACAUAUGUGUCACUGAUACUUGGAACUGGAGAGGGCAACCUGGUGGAGGCCGAAGCUCUGCUGGAGCCAUACCAGCAAAAGUACCCCAAAGGCUCUCUCAUUCUCUUCUACUCUGCUCGCAUCUCAACGCUGCGAGGAAACUUUGAGAAGGCCCGGGCGUGCUACGAGGAGUGCAUCGGCAGCCAGCAGGAAUGGAAGCAGGUCCACCACCUGUGUUACUGGGAGCUGAUGUGGGCUCACUCCUUCCAGCAGGAGUGGCAGCAGGCGUACCAGUACGCCGACCUGCUGUGCAAGGAGAGCCGCUGGUCCAAGGCGAUCUAUGUGUACCAGAAGGCGGCCAUCCUCAGUAUGAUGUCAGAGGAGGAGCUGAAGCAGACGGGGGAGGACGUCGUGGAGCUCUUUAGGCAGGUGGAGGGGCUGAAACAGCGCCUGGCUGGGAAGUCGAUCCCAACAGAAAAAUUUGCAGUGAGGAAGUCGAGACGCUACAAAUCUGCUAACCUCAUCCCCCUGGUCAUCCCCGCCCUGGAGAUGAUGUACGUUUGGAACGGCUUCACCAUCGUCGGGAAGAGAGCCGACAGUACCGAGGCCCUGCUGGUUACCAUAGAGACGGCUGAGGAGCAGCUUCGCAACGAUCCCAGCCCGUCAGAGUAUCAUCCAGAUGACAGCUGUCUGGUCCAGAUGUUGAAGGGCCUCUGUCUGAAACACCUGGGCAGGUUACUGCAGGCCGAGCUCUGCUUCACACAGGUCCUGUCCAGUGAGAGUCGGAUCAGAUACGAUCACUACCUGAUUCCCUUCACUCUCUAUGAGUUGGGUCUGCUCUAUAAACUACAGGGAGACUUCACCAAGGCCACCACAUUCAUAGAAAAUGCCAAGACGAACUAUAAGGACUACUCCAUGGAGAGCAGACUGCACUUCAGGAUCCACGCGGCCCUCAACAGCCUCAAAGGAUCACCUGUUGGCACCCCAUAAUACUCCAAUACACCUCAGACUGCAGCUGGAAAAACAACGGUUUGGAUCACGAAUCCAGAUUCCCCCUCACAAAAAGCUGAAGCGGGUGAACCAAGAAGUGUGUCGGGGGUUUGAUGUCCACCAGGACUCUCGUCUUGUCCUUUGCUUGCAACCUUAUAUUGUAUGUGUCCUUAUUUAUUUAUUUUUUUAAAUUGUAUUGACAGAUGAGAUUAUUUAAGCACCUCUUCUUUAACAUGCUUCCUAUCAAUACUGAGAUUUGAUUGGUAGAAGCAGCUCCGUGGUUUUAAAUGUCACAUUAAUCAACACACUAAACGUUAUCGGAGCUCCUUGUAUUAUGAGUAAAGAGAGGAUAACACACGAGGGGGUUUAUUUUGAGGACUCGUUCACUCAGACGCUUUGCACGGCAGACAUCUUUAAACUUUUUUUUAUUUAAAAGCACAAAGUAUGAGAAGGUUUAGCUUUACGAGAAGACACAGCAAGGAUCAGCUGUCAAACCACGAGGAGAAACCAGGAGUCAACCUCUGGUUCUGCUGAGUGAAGUCAAAGCUUCAUGCCUUAAAGCUGCAUUCUCUCUGCUGUCCAGCAGGGGGCGACUCCUCUGGUUGUAUAGAAGUCUAUGAGAAAAUGACUCUACUUCUCUCUUGAUUUAUUCCCUCAGUAAACAUUGUAAACAUGAGUUUAUGGUCUCAAUCUCUAGUUUCAAGUCUUCUUCAAUACAGCAUGAUGUUCAUUUAGUAAAUGAUGCUCCAUUUAGAGUCAAACAGACCAUAAAGCAGGGGAUGCUUUAGGGCGGGGCUACACACUGAUUGACAGGUCGACACCAGAGACGUAUACGGCGUCUCUACGUCACUCCUCCUCAGUCCUAAUAUGGUCACUUCCUGUUCGCUCUUUGCAACAAAAAGAAAAGUUGGCGACGGCCAAAAUGUUGAACUUGAUGUUUAAAAACGUCCAACGAACCAAUGGGUGACGUCACCAUGACUACGUCCACGUCUUCUAUACAGUUUAUGGGAGAUUAGAUCAGCUGUUUUCAUUGAUCUCUUUUCACCUCUCCAGUUUGCUUCAGACCGUCGGUCUGAACGAGCCCUGAAACGAAACCCUCACUGGUCUUCAGACCUGACGUGCUACCAGACAAAUCAUGGCCUUAAGCUGCUCAUCAUUUUGUAUGAACGUUACUCUGUAUAUUUUAUAGGAUAGAAUCAUAAAUACUGAUGGAUUUCAGGUUGACAGACAAAAACCUGAUGAGUGCAUUAGUGUAAACACGCACACUAUAUAUAUAUAUAUAUAUAUUAAUGCUUUAUAUUUUCUUUACUUUGCCUUGUUUUGAUUUCCUAAUAAUGCAUCAUGCCACUCGCAAUGGAAGCCUUCUCACCAACCGUGGCUUACACACACACACACACACACACACACACACACACACACACACACACACACACACACACACACACACAGCAUAAUACACUCAUUUAAAGCUUGCACAUACUGGGCAAUACUCACACUGACCAGAGAAACAAACACACACAAGCGGCUGUAAACGCACACAUUUAGCAGCAAUAUAAGAUAAGGUUGUGCUGUUAGUCAGUCAGUGUGUGUGUGUCCGCGUUUUAAUUCAUUAAAAGUAAUUAUCUCUUUGCAGGACGGGCGAGUUGAGAGGGAGAUUUAGAGGACAUUUUUUUACGUAAAAAGAACCCAAUACCAUGAGCGAUCUCAGUGUGCUUCCACGUUAGCAUAAAUCAUUUAGCGUCUGCAGAGGGAGCUGUGUCACGUCUGGUUAUUGUCCAUCACUUGAAAACUACAAGUUAGAAAAUGUGGGAAAUUAUAUAUAUAUAAGUUGAAGUACUCAGAAGAAAGUCCUGCAGCGACUUUUAGAAUACUCGUUGCUAGUUGUGGUACUGCUUUAAAGGAACAGUGUGUAGCAUUUAGGAGAUCUAUUGGCAGAAAUGGAAAAUUAUAUGAAUACUACUUUAGUGUUUAAUUACCUGAAGAUAAGAAUCGUUGUGUUUCUGUUACCAUUAAAUCAAGUUUUCAUGUUUUCAGUUGGUUGUAAUCUGCAACUUCGCCACCAGAUGGCGCCAGAUCCCACACACUGCCCCUUUAAGUGUCAAGCUAAACGCUAAUCUUCAAAGUAUCGGCAUCGUCAUUUCAGCUUGUGGUCGGUCAACAGUGCGAACUUCGUGAAAAUAUUAGUGCAGAUUUAAGAUAUUUUUCUGCAAUAUUAAACUACUCCAAAUACUACUUCUUUUUUUUUACUUUUUUUGUGCAUACUUUUUGUUUUCUGGCUCUCAGGUGGAAAAAAAAAAUCAAAGAAUGCAGCUUUAAAAUGAAUCAAGAUGAGAUUAACGUGGCGUAGAGAUGGACAAUUUAAUUUAGUUAUAUUCGUUGUAUUCUAUUAUUUAUUGUAAAUGAUUUAGAUCAGCAACAUACAAGAAGAGCAGUUAGUUAAAUAUCUAUUUAUGGAAUUAAACAUUUAAAAAAAGAAGCACAAAUCUAUGACCUCCAAUUACCAAACACAUAUAAACAUAUAGCUUUUAUUUCAUGACCAUAUUCUUAUUUGGCUUUGAGUAGUUUAAUACUAUUUCAAAUUAUGUAUAUAAUAUAUUAACACAAUAAUUAUUUAUUAUAUCUAUAUAACUCAGAAGAUUCACUGGUUUUAUUCCAGAUGGAUUUGGUGCGUGGGUGGACGAAAUGCUUUGUCUCCAAAUAAAGAAACAGCUUUCCUCGAAUAUUUAGUUCUUAUUUUAUUAUUCAGUUCCAAACAAAUCGCAUAUUUGCAACUGGAAUAAACGAGUGGCAACAAUUAGCCUUCUCCCUGUAACGAAUGUAUCAACCUAAAGACCAAAUUAUACGUGUGUCUUGCUGUAUGUUUGUUGUUGUUUUUGUGUGUGGUUUUUGUGUAGAACCUCUUAUAGGGGGGUUCUUUGUGGAACCCUUCACAGAUGGUUUGAGGUAUAACCCUUCAUGUUGGGUUCCUGGUAGAAACUUUUAAAAAGGUUCCUUGUUGAACCUCUAUAAAAGUUUCUACAAGGAACCAAAACAGUUUUUUCCUAUGAUGACAAGCUGAAGAACCCUCAAUGGUUCUAGUUAGCACCUUUUAUUUCUAAGAGUGUAUGCUCAUGUAUUAUCGUAACAUUUGAGUCUUAGAGCUAAACAUGGUUUUUUUUCGUCUGCGUAAUUAAAAAGAUUAAUUACAUGGUCCCUUUUCCAAAUUUAUAAAUAUAUAUGAUUAAUGUCACUAUGAUAAUUAAAAUACUGGUUAUUUGAACAUCUUGGUUCUUUAAAACGUUCUGCUACAUUUCAUUGUCACGACCGUUCUGAUAGAAGGCUUUGGUUCAGUUUGUCAUGUCAGUGCCUCUUUGUGUGUUAAACUGUAAUUGUUAAUCUGGUUUUCUAUAGGAUGCAUGUUAAUAAUUAUAUGUAAUCUUUUUUUUUCUAAUAUAAGGACAUUACUGUAUGUGCUUUACGGCAGGAAAUGAUAUGACCAAAUAUUUACGGUUAUAGACGAUGAUCCACGUGGUGCAAUAAAAUGAAAUUG